AAAGCGUCAUCUUUGGUGGCCCUGAAGAACAUCAAUGAUAACAGCUGUCAAGCUAUUAGGUUUAUUAUGGUGUCAGUGGCGCUGAUAAACCCAACAAAGAAAGAGAGAAACCUAGCGAGCUUCUUUUCAAUCAUUAUUGCUGAUAUAUUCAUAAACAAGCGCUAAAUCUGUAUGGGUGACACAACGCUGCGCAUAGGAAGGUGUCAUGAUGCUGGUGGUUGACUCUUGAUCCAAGGAACUAGACUUCUGUUCCCUUUCUUUGGAUGGAAUCUGAAUGCCUCCCAUUCCUCCGGCACUAUAUGACCCCUACAAGUUUAAUGCUUUCCCCCUAUUAAAGCAAAAUAUAAAAAUGUAUCGACAUUCUUCAUUACAUAUAGGAUUAUAAGGUAUUGAAUUAAACAUCAAAAUGGAGUCAACCACUAAUGCACUUGUUAGUUAUAACUCUCCUGGGGUAUGUGACAAGCUCCCACAAGACCCGUCACCUGGGCCAUUGCAAAACUGUUGUGAAGAAAGCACAUUAUCCCCAACAACUGACGCUAGCCUCCUUGAUCCUUCAGAAGAUAUAAGUCAAAAUGAUUCUCCAGAAUGUCUUGUGAACCCUUCUCUUCCAUCUGAACUUUGCGAGGCAGAAUGUGUUGUGUUGCGUGGGGAUGCCAUUGGAAAUACAGCCUAUACUCAUCGAUGGGUUUUAAAUACCCUUCUCAAAAUUACACAGGCUCUACCCCACUAUCUUACUACUGAAAAGACCAUUGAGGACACAGUGAGGAAUUGUCCAGAAACUAUAAUUGAUGAAGGAAUAAAAAAUUCUGAAAAUGAGUUGCUUAAGAGUGUUGAUGAGGGGAAAGAUGAUAGCAUACUGGAGCUGGCUGAAGAUGUAGAGAAUGCUGCUUGCCAGCUGUGGGACAUGACAGCAGAGCCAGAUGUGGUGCAUUAUCUUCUCAGUCUGAGUGUCAUAGACAUCAUGCAACUGGCUAAGGAUAUUAUCACACAAUCUCGUGCACCUAGACUAACUGAAGUUGUGGUUGGUGUUGUAGCCAACAUAUGCUGCCAGGCUGUUGGCUGCGAGAAAGUAAUCGGUCAUGAGUCACUUCUCAGCUCGUGUUUGACUCUUCUGUACACCACCGAUGAUGUGCCAACCCUUAUUGAAGGUUUGAGACUCUUACGACUAUUACUUUGGCACAUCACAUAUCGUUUGGCACCACAAGAACGUUCACUCAGUCCAGUCAUCCUUGCCCUCAAGAAUCAUGAAUCACUCAAAGAAGCACUAGUGUUUAUGCUUAAGAACAGUCUCAGUGACUUACUGCUUAGUGCUCUCUGUGAAUUCCUUGAGGCACUUAUGUAUAUCUGGCUUCCCAGUGAUCAGUGCUAUAUGGCUGCCUACUACUCAGAAUCUGGCUUGGUUGAAGGUGUUGUUGAAGUUAUGAGACACUUCUUAAAGGAAUGGGAGAAAAGUGGUCGUCAAGAACAGCCUCGUGAAGUUCAUCAAGGGAUUCUUAUUCUCUACAGCUUUAUGGCCACACCUGCAGUCCAUAUAAUUAGCAGUUUUGACCAGUACGAGUCCCUCCUUGAGCCAAUCUUGGUAAGGUACGUACAACACUUGGCCAAGGUGGAAAGUGUAGAGGAAAUAUUGUCGGAAGACAAUGCAGAGAGACUGACAUAUGCACUGGGCCUCUGUGAGCUGCUUGUGCCAACAAUGAGACAUCCCAACAUAUUGCUCUCUAUAGGCAAGCUGUUGGCCCUCACCCAUGGAGCCAGUCAUCACUACACUGCCAUUCAAAACCAGACUUUGCUAGCAGGCAACCUAGAAGAUGAUGACAAUAAUCAGACCUCAAAAAUACGUCACAGGAGACUCAGCAGAAGUAGGAGCAGGAGGAGUAGAAAUUCAAAUGAAGAAACUAUGGAAACUGAUAUUUCUGUAGUUCUAGAAAAGAAAGAAUCAGAAGAAGAGGUAGUAGAUAGAAUGCAUCGCAGGAGACUCAGCAGGAGUAAGAGCAGGAGUAGUAGGAACUCAAAAGAAGAAAUUAUGGAUACUGAUAUUCCUAUAGUGAUGGAUAAGGAAAGAGAAUCAGAGGAAGUAGAUAGCAGUAUUUCCAGCAAAGAGCUUGAGGGCAUAGAAGUAACUCAGGCAUCUUUAUUGGUGGAAAAGAAGGAAAAGGAACCAGAGCAAGAAGGGGUAUAUAGAAUGCGUCAGAGGAGAAUAAGCAGAAGUAAGAGCAGGAGGAGUAGACACUCAAAUGAAGAAAUGGAAACUGAUAAUGCUGUAAUGAUGGAAAAAAAGGAAAUGGAGAAAGAAAAAGUAGGAAUAGAUAGCAGUAUUUCCACCAGAAAGAUUGAGGGCAUAGAAGCAACUCAGAAAUUAUCUCAAAAGUUUAAAAGUGAUGAUUUGCUUGUCUACACAACUGCAAAAGAGAACUGUAAAAGUUCAUUAUUACAAAAUCAUGAAUGCAAGGAAGUUAAGAGUGCUAACAGCAGUUGUGCUUUGAAAGUUUCUGAUAAUUACAUUGGUAGAGAUGAUACUUCAGCAAAGAAAAAUACAAGUGCUAAACUAAAGAGCACAGUUGAAAACUUGAUUGAUUAUUGUGUCCGUGUGGUACGUUGCUGCCCUGACUUAAAUGCAGUGUUGACAGCACUAAAUGAGUGCCAUGCUCAUGAAGUACAGUUGUUCUUUAGAGCUGUACGUUCCAGAGAGCCUAAGCUUGUUGGUCAACUUCAAGAGCAGUUGCUGGAUACAGGAUCUCACAAUCGCCUGGUGACCAUAUUGUCUGAUAUGUACACUUGACAAAAUAUUUUUUGGUGCAAAAGUAUGACAAUAUAGGAGCUUUACCAGGCAGAGAAUAAAACUCUGGUAUUUGUUAGUCUACUCUCAUCAGUAGUCCAUGAGAAUAAUGGAUGACUUCAUGAGCUGUAUACUAAGUGAUUGCUUUGCUGAAAUCCUACAACAAUUACAGAAGGCAAAAUUGUGUAAAGGAAGUAUCAAGAAAAUAAAUUACUUAAGUAAUUUAUUUAAUACUACCAAGAUCAUGUACCAAGUGGAGAAUGAAGGUGACUGAAUUGGCUAAUCCUCAGUAAUAUUGUACAUGUAUGUAAGAUGUGUUUUUAUGCAAGAAACUGCCACUAGCUAGAACAAAUGUAGAAUGUAAGGCAUUGUGAAAAUAGCAUGAAUAACCCAAAAAUAGUAAUGUGAAUAGUAAUAUAAUGGACAUUAGUAAUUCAUGUAGGCUACGCUCCUGAAAACUGUGCUACCCAUGAUUUCUGUGACUCAUAGUGGAAAAACAUGAGAAAAAGAGAGUUGCAUUCCUCGGACCUCCAAAAUUAAAAAAAAAUUACUAUCAUAAUUCUUUGAAAAUUAAUACUUUCUACCUCAUUUUAUCAUUGGCAGUGCUCUGUGAAAUACCUAAACUAUAGUGAGGUUCAGGUAGUGAAAAAGAAGAGUACAUGUAGCUAAAAACAAAGUUACAUUAAUACUGUAAGUAUUUAUUACUUACCGUCCAGUUGGGGUUGGUGAUGCUCAACAUCCUGGAGUGGAAAGGGUGGCUAUGGCCUACUGGGCCCAAGUUGAAUUGGUUCUCUGUCAUCAUACACUCGUGCCAUCUCCAUGACACAUGCAGCACCCUUCAGCAUCACAUUUACCUCCACUUUUUCGAAAUAGGGGUAGUUUCACACUUAAUUUUAGCUCUUGCUUCAACAACAUCACCUGCACUUCGUUUAGAUGCCAUGAUUAAUAUCCAGAGACGAGAUGUAGUUAUGAAAAGAAGGAAAAGCCAAGUGAUACGUACUGAGGGAAAAAAUCAUUCGGUAUGCAUCCAGAUAAACUGACCUGCAUAGGAGGCUUUGUUUAUAUACACUUUACCCCUGGUCAGUGCUAAAACAAUGGAGUUGCCUAGUACAUAGUAGGAGGGGGGAAGGAUUCUCCUGCCUGCUGUUCUGAAACGAUGUAUAGGAUAGCUGGGUUAUCUUGGGCAUGUGAGUUUCUAACCACUGUUCAUUUACAGUAAUACAUUGUAAAUGUUGUAUAUAGUAGUCAGUAAUAAUGUUAAAUAUGAUACAGUAACAGAUAAUUACAUAAAUGUUUUCCAUUUUUACUUUUAUCUGAGUAGACUUCUAUUCAUUUUAUAUAAAUUGUUGUAUAAAUGUAUUUCUUAUACACUUUUCCCUACACAAAUAUAUCACAAUAAAGCUUUUAACUAAU
Molecule: messenger RNA, 4189 nt
Organism: Cherax quadricarinatus
Lineage: Eukaryota; Metazoa; Arthropoda; Malacostraca; Decapoda; Parastacidae
Source: RefSeq, a predicted model, not a curated record